This is a messenger RNA of Staurois parvus, 285 nucleotides long. NCBI's taxonomy places the organism in Eukaryota, Metazoa, Chordata, Amphibia, Anura, Ranidae. The record is from the annotation of a GenBank genome assembly.
GGUGGCACUGACUGGCACUGAUGGGUGACACUGAUAGGCAGCUCAGAUGGGCACUGAUAUGUGGCAUUGAUGUGCACUGGUAGGCACUGAUAUGUGGCAUUAAUGUGGCACUGAUGGGCACUGGCAGGUGGCAUGGAUGAGCACUGACAGCUGGCACUGAUGGACACUGACAGGUGGCACUGCUGGGGCUACGCUGAUCAUCAGGGCACACUGAUUAUCAGUGCCCUGAUGAUCACUGUCAGCGUGACAGCUCGUGAGGAGAGAAAUGCCGAUAAACUGGCAUUU